Boeremia exigua is the source of this 1776-nucleotide messenger RNA. Its product is annotated as histidine phosphatase superfamily. The transcript is spliced from 2 exons. Lineage: Eukaryota; Fungi; Ascomycota; Dothideomycetes; Pleosporales; Didymellaceae. The record is from RefSeq and is a predicted model, not a curated record. The coding region runs from base 241 to 1617 and encodes 458 amino acids. Gene Ontology annotation, cellular component: fungal-type cell wall. Gene Ontology annotation, molecular function: acid phosphatase activity.
GGGGAUAGUAACUGGGAAACGCACCUUCGUUUCGCGUCUCGCGUCUCGCAGGAAUAGUUAGCAUGCUGGGCGUGCGGGUCGUGCCUUGGUUAGCCUCGACACGGUCGCCAGGAACAGGCAAUUGACGUCAUGGAAGUAUUCGGAUGUCAAAAAUGAAUCGUUGCAAUCCUUGCUUCUUCAGCUUGUUGCGACAGGUCAAUUGAUUGAUUGUUGUUCUUCUCCGCGUCUUGAUUCAUCGGCAUGUUUUCGAAGGCUCUCUUGCUGGCCACCCCGGCGCUGGCAAUCCCUGCCUACCUUGACGCGCAGCAGCAGCCGAUCCAGCCUCUCGGACACUCCCAGGGGUACCGAUUCGACCCGCUCCUGCAUUUGCCAGGCAUCUCGCCGUACUUCGACGCUGUCGGCUUCGGUCUCGAGCACACGGCGCCCGAGGGCUGCAAUGUUACGGCAGCGUCCUACAUUGUCCGUCACGGCGCCAUCUACGCCAAUGACGACGAAUACGAUGAGUUUAUUAAGCCCUUCCUGUGGAAGUUGGAGAAGCACCGCGAUGGUCCAUGGUCUGGGCCAUUGGCCUUCAUGGCGAAGUGGCAUUCGCCCGUUCUCGAGGACAAGCUCGAAGACCUGACGCCCUCCGGCGCCGUCGAUGCAACAAACGUCGGCAAGCACCUGCUCGAGCGCUACCCCGACAUAAUCCCAACGACUCAGCGAAUCCUUGCCGACAAGAAGUCACGUACCUACGACACAGCGGAGAAUCUCAUCAAAGCCUUCCCUCAAAACGACACGAUCGAGAUUGUGCGCGUCACCACCAACGAGAACGGCUCGAUGGAGUCUCUCAUUCCCCACAAGUCGUGCGAGAAGUUCUCCAAGGCGCCGGGUACAAAGGAACAGGAUAAAUUCAUCAACAUCUACGGCAAGAGCGCCUCGAAGCGUCUGCGACCAUACAUGCCCUUCGAGCUAACCCCCUUCGACGUCGUCGGCCUCCAACAGCUCUGCGGCUACGAGAGCGCCAUCACCGGCAAGCGCUCUGAGAUCUGCGCCGUCUUCACCGACGCCGAGUGGAUGGCCUACGAGUACUCCUGGGACCUGAAAUACGCCUACAUGGUCGGCCCCAUGAACCCUCUCUCGCCCUACCUCGGCUUCCCCUGGCUGCAGACCCAGUCCGAGCUGUUCCGCAACAUCCAGAAGCGCCACCACCCCGGCGACGCCUGGCCGCAGGACCAGCGCUUCUUCCUCGGCUUCACGCACCGCGAGGUCCCGCCCUUCAUCGCCACCGCGCUCGGCCUGUUCAACUCCUCGUCCGGCGCGACCGAGGAGUUCCCCACCGACCACAUCAACUGGACGCGCGCCUGGCGCAUGGCAGACCUGAUCCCGUUCCUGGGCCACGUGGGCAUGGAGAUGAUGACGUGCGACCGCGGGGCCGUCAACGGCGACGGGCCAGGCGACUUCAUCCGCUUCAUUGCCAACACCGCCCCGCGGCCGAUUCCCGCGUGCCAGGAUGGGCCGGGCGCGAGUUGUCGGUUCAAGGAUUUCCGGAAACUGAUUGGGAAGGGGGCGAAGAAGCAUGAGGAUUUCCACAAGGUGUGUGAUAAGGAUGGGAAGGGGAAGGGGAGCCAUGAGUAGUUUUAUGUAUGGUUUAAUUGGUCUGUGUGUCUUGUCAGUGUGUUUUGCAUAGCGGGGGAUCUGGGGCUUGACGGCAGUUAGCUUGUUCUUGAAUUCGGAGUCUUGCAUACUUGAGUCGAUCGUGCUGUGCAUGCAUCUGCCUUACACUACUAAAAUGAC